Molecule: messenger RNA, 831 nt
Organism: Rhincodon typus (whale shark)
Lineage: Eukaryota; Metazoa; Chordata; Chondrichthyes; Orectolobiformes; Rhincodontidae
Product: gastrula zinc finger protein XlCGF64.1-like
Exons: 3
Coding region: 1-831 (276 amino acids)
Biological process (GO): regulation of transcription by RNA polymerase II
Molecular function (GO): RNA polymerase II cis-regulatory region sequence-specific DNA binding; DNA-binding transcription factor activity
Source: RefSeq, a predicted model, not a curated record
AUGCGCAGCUCUCGCGAGGAACGGCGCGUUCUGAGUAUGCGCAGAGGGAGCCGCAGCGCCCAUAUUCGGCAGGCCGCAGCGGUCACUCAAUUCAUCAGGACUCAGGAUUGUCGAUCUUUGAUUGUGGAGAAGAAAGGCUUGUCUAUUGGUAAAGGUUUCAAUCGUCAGUGUGCAUGGAACAGCACUGACUGCCCCGAAUGUGGGAAGCGAUUCGCUCAGUUAGCCCACCUGCGAACACACCAGCGGAUUCACACAGACGAGAAACCCUUUAACUGCUGUGAAUGUGGGGGCUGGUUUAAAACCUCUGAAGAACUGACUACACACCAGUUGAUUCACACUGAUAAGCCAUUUUGCUGCUCUCAAUGUGGCGAGAGGUUCCAACAAUCCUCUGAGCUUCUCGGCCAUCAGUGGGUUCACACUGGGGAGAGGCCGUUCACCUGUUCUGUGUGUGGGCAGGGAUUCAUUCAGUCCUCAGACCUACGGGCACACCAGCGUGGGCAUGCCAAGGAGAGUCCAUAUAUCUGCUCUGAGUGUGGAACGAACUUCAUGAAUGCUCCCAAACUGCUGCGACACAAGUGGGUUCACUCCGAGGAGAAACCAUUUAAUUGCUCCGUGUGUGGGAAAGGAUUCAUUUACCCUUCGCUGCUGGAAAGUCACAUACGCAGCCAUACCGGUGACAGGCCGUUCAUCUGCUGGAGAUGUGGGAAGGGAUUCACUCGGUUGUCCAGUUUGCAGAUACACCAACAUGUCCGUACAGGCGAGAGACCUUUUAAAUGCUCUGGUUGCAGAAACACUUUUAAAAACUCAGCAGAACUGAUUAAGCGCCGAUGA